Messenger RNA from Lutra lutra (Eurasian river otter), 1290 nucleotides. RefSeq names its product C1q and TNF related 5 (gene C1QTNF5). The transcript has 3 exons. The record is from RefSeq and is a predicted model, not a curated record. Lineage: Eukaryota; Metazoa; Chordata; Mammalia; Carnivora; Mustelidae. The coding region runs from base 179 to 910 and encodes 243 amino acids. Gene Ontology annotation, molecular function: protein binding.
GAGCGGAGCCGGCAGGGAGUGAACCCGGACCAGGGCAGGGGACGCCUGUCGGGGGAGAAGCACAGGGGCGGGGCAGGGGUCAGCUGGAGGGACCCAAGUAGCCAGCGCCCCCAGGAGGCCCCGGGAGACGGGAGGGGACUUUGAGGACCCCGGCGGCCGGAGUCCCCGUGCCAGCGCCAUGAGGCCGCUCGUCGCCCUGCUGCUCCUGGGCCUGGCGGCCGGCUCGCCCCCGCUGGACGACAACAAGAUCCCCAGCCUGUGCCCGGGGCACCCCGGCCUUCCCGGCACGCCGGGCCACCACGGCAGCCAGGGCCUGCCCGGCCGCGACGGCCGCGACGGCCGCGACGGCGCGCCCGGGGCUCCGGGAGAGAAAGGCGAGGGCGGGAGUCCGGGACUGCCGGGGCCCCGAGGGGAGCCCGGGCCGCGAGGAGAGGCGGGACCCGUGGGAGCCACCGGGCCUGCGGGCGAGUGCUCUGUGCCUCCGCGCUCCGCCUUCAGCGCCAAGCGCUCCGAGAGCCGGGUGCCUCCGCCGUCGGACGCGCCCCUACCCUUCGACCGCGUGCUGGUGAACGAGCAGGGACAUUACGACGCCACCACCGGCAAGUUCACCUGCCAGGUGCCCGGGGUCUACUACUUCGCGGUCCAUGCCACUGUCUACCGGGCUAGCCUGCAGUUCGAUCUGGUCAAGAAUGGCGAGUCCAUCGCCUCUUUCUUCCAGUUUUUUGGGGGGUGGCCCAAACCAGCCUCGCUCUCCGGGGGCGCCAUGGUAAGGCUGGAGCCAGAGGACCAGGUGUGGGUGCAGGUGGGUGUGGGUGAUUACAUUGGCAUCUAUGCCAGCAUCAAGACAGACAGCACCUUCUCGGGGUUUCUGGUGUAUUCUGACUGGCACAACUCCCCUGUCUUUGCUUGACACCCACUGGAAAGUGAGCUCAAGCUCUCUCACUCCUGGCAAGGAGGGUAUGACACUGACAGCCACAUCAUCUGGGAGGGCUGGCCCCCCCCUUGGGAUGUUGUGAAGGACUCCUUCCUGCUGCUGGCAGAGAACGGGGACAGAGGCUGUCUGAGAUCAGGGCUGGCAGUGUGGUGCAUUGGCUGGAUUUCUGCCCAAAACCAAAGGAGCGCUCUGUGCUGGCAGGUGUGGGUCCCCCAGUUGCUCUGGCCCAGGACCCCAGAGGUGGGGUGCCCUCUUCCUGGUGCGCUGCUUCUCUGGGUUCUCCCUUGUCCCUCCUAUGCCUGGACCCUUUUCUCAGAGAUUAUUCAAUAAGUCAAAUAAAACAAAACAAAAACAAC